Molecule: messenger RNA, 5358 nt
Organism: Pygocentrus nattereri (red-bellied piranha)
Lineage: Eukaryota; Metazoa; Chordata; Actinopteri; Characiformes; Serrasalmidae
Gene: stat6
Product: signal transducer and activator of transcription 6, interleukin-4 induced
Exons: 21
Coding region: 384-2633 (749 amino acids)
Biological process (GO): cytokine-mediated signaling pathway; regulation of cell population proliferation; response to peptide hormone
Molecular function (GO): DNA-binding transcription factor activity, RNA polymerase II-specific; RNA polymerase II cis-regulatory region sequence-specific DNA binding
Source: RefSeq, a predicted model, not a curated record
UCGAAUUAUCCGUUCCACCUUAAAUGCUGCACCAUUUAAGGUGGAACGGAAACGUCCAAUAAGAAGAUAUCAUCAACUUCUCUCAACAAUAACACGUUUUUCCUCUUCACUCCGCCUGCAAAUAAACAGAGUCAGUCCAGAGCUUUAAAGCUGAAAGUCUUGUUGCCGGCCUACCUGAGGGCUCAUCCUCUGAGCUCCACCGCGACUGAACGCUUGAAGGUGCUGGCGCUCAGCGCUCAGCUCAGGAAAGUGAAAGUACAGACGAGUUGGGAAGGGAAAGAAAACACGGUCACAAACACGCACACACGGAAGGCGGACAAGCUUAUUUCUCUUUACAUGUGAAUAAGAGCUGGCGUCGACGAGAAUUUCAGCUUUGCCUCGCUAUGGCGCUGUGGAUGCAAAUUUCCCAGCAGCUUCCACAUCUAACCAACCAGACCCUGAACGAGCUCUACCCAGACACAUUCCCCAUAGACGUCAGGCACUACCUGGCCAACUGGAUCGAGGAGCAGAGAUGGGAGGACUUUGACCUGGACAAUGCAGAGCAAGAGCCCCUGGCUCGGCGGCUGCUGGAUCAGAUGUUGGAGCUCCUACAUGAAGUGGCCUUCCACAACCCCAAUGUCGUGGAGAGGGUCAAACUCCAGCACAUCAGCCGGAACAUGAGCGUGUUCCAGACCCAGCCUAUGCAGCUAGUCAGAACAGUGAGGGAUAUUCUGAGGAAAGAGAGGCACCUACUUGGGCAACCGCAAAUGCAGCCCUUCCAGCAAAUACCGGCCCAAAUCAACGGCACCACACAGCCCCCCAGAGAGGCCAGCAACCAUGACGUGGACGCACUGGUGCUGAAGGUGCUGGAUAUUCAGACCUGCCGUCAGCAAAUCCACCAGCUACAGGAGGAGCUGAACUGGGAGAAGCAAGAAGCUGAGCCAAUGCAAGGCCAGAACGAGUUGGAUGCCACACAUCCGGAUCAAGUGACAAAACAGAACCGCAUAACACAGCUGGAUUACAAUUAUCAAGUCUGUGCAAAGAAACGUGUGCAGCUCCUGCAGGAGGCAGUGUGUAGUCUGGAACAGUGCCAGACUCGUCUUAUCCAGCGUAUUAAGUCUUGGCGGUGGGAGCAACUCCGCUCCACCAUUGGCCUCGCCUUCGACGACAACCUAGUCCCUCUGCAGACAUGGUGUGAGCAGUUGCUGGGGGUGAAUAGUAAUUUGAGACAAGAGGUGAUGCUGGUCAAGAGGGACCAUGGAAGUGCUGAACAUUUCCACCAGCUGGAGGAGAACCUCAACCGUCUUCUGCAGACACUCAUCCAGAGCUCGCUGGUGGUGGAGAAGCAGCCCCCUCAGGUGAUUAAGACCCAGUCCAAGUUCUCCAGUAGUGUGCGCUAUCUGCUGGGAGAGAAAAUGGCUCCGGGGAAGCCAGUUGUCCUGAAGGCCCAGAUCAUCACCGAGUCACAGGCCAGGAACCUGGGACAAGGGGUUAUACCCACUGAGAAUGUGGGGGAGCUGAUCAACAGCACAGCCAUCUUAGAACACAACACUGCCAGCAAGAGCACGUGUGCUACUUUCAGAAAUAUGUCCAUCAGGAAGAUCAAGCGAGCAGACAGGAAAGGCUCUGAGUCAGUGACAGAGGAGAAGUUUGCUCUCCUUUUCACUGCUGAGAUAACCAUCACAGGCUGCGAGAGUCCUUACAUUGUCCAGAUGAUAUCUCUUCCUGUGGUUGUAAUCGUACAUGGCAGUCAGGAGAACAAUGCUAUGGCUACAAUCAUAUGGGACUGUGCAUUCUCUGAACCUAAUAGGAUCCCGUUUGUGGUGCCAGAGCGCGUGCCCUGGAGCCAGAUGUGUGAGGCUCUGAGCAGUAAGUUCAUGUCCGAGGUGCAGACCAGCCGCGGUUUGAAUGGAUACAACCUACACUGCCUUGCUCAGAAAAUCUUUGACAAAGAUAUCUCUGGGGACUUCAACAACAUGCCUGUAUCUUGGGCUCAGUUUAACAAGGAAGUUCUGCCUGGCCGCAACUUUACCUUUUGGCAGUGGUUCGAGGGAGUGAUUGAUCUCACAAAGAAAUGCCUGAAAGCUUACUGGAGUGAAGGGCUGAUCUUUGGAUUCAUUGGAAAGCAGCACCUUCAUGUCAUUUUGCAGAAUAAACCCAGCGGCACAUUCUUGCUGCGCUUCAGUGAUUCGGAAAUCGGAGGCAUCACCAUCGCCUAUGUGGGCCCCAGUGAGAGUGGAGGCAGGAAAAUACAGAACAUCCAGCCUUUCACUAAGAAAGACCUGGACUCCGCUGGCCUUGGCGACCGUAUCCGGGACAUCAGCUGCAUCAGUCACGUGUAUCCAGAUUUGCCAAAAGAUGAAGUCUUUAAGAAGUUCUAUACAGUUCUGUCUCCUCCACACCCAGAUGGAUACCUGCCAUUCAAACUCACCACUGUAGUGGACCCGGAAGUGCUUGGAAGUACUUCUACCCCGAGCAUGACACCACAGCCUGAAACACCCCAGGAUUUUUGCUUAACCCAGGACCAACCAUUCCAAAUUUCUGCUCCUCUUCCUGGGGGUCCCUUUUCUCCAUCAUAUCCCGUUGAUCCCACUGUGCCACAAAUGUACCCUCCUUUCUAUGGUGAAAACAUGGAUUUUAUUUACCAUCAAUAAAUAACAGCUGCAAAUAUCAGAUUUGGUAAGUUAGCCCACCCCUUUUUGUUAUCAGGAGAACAGAGCCACAAGACCACAUGGAGCUGGAGGACUUUCUCUCAACACUCAGCACUUAAUUAAAAUACUAUCAAAGACUGCAGCCGCCUUCUGCUACAGGAGCCCCACGCAGAAACACAAACAUACUUUGUGGAACAUACAGAAGCAAAGCAUUACGCUCGAACACAGAUGCUGACACUCACUGCUCUUUCUUCUGGGUGCAUAGUAAUUCAGUAAGCUCUGUGUGGAUGGAAUGUGGCUUUUCUUUAUCGUAUCGAGGAUAUCAAAUGGCCUGCUACACUAAGGAUAUGCAGAACAGCACACACUUUUGUCCAAGUCGUUUUAUCUCUGCCGUCUGUGAUGGAUUGAUGCAGGCAGGAUUUAAAAGUACACUAAGCAGAUUUUUUCAUUAAAAACUAAUGAAAUACAGAGUAAAGUGUAAUAUGAGUAUUACUGAAAGGGGCGCUCUGGCUAAAGUGAAAAAUCUAUCCAAUGCUAUAUCUAUUGUAAACAUUCCUACUGUCCACAGUGGGGCCAAAAUAGUCUUGAGAAUGGGAUUUACCUGUUUAAAGCAUGGGAUAAACACCUUCUGAUGAUGUAUCUUGACAGUGGGAGGAAAACUACAAGUGGAAACAUGAGGCCGCCGUGUUUACUUAUUAUUUUUUAAUGCUGGCUGGCUCAUAUAGUAGAAAGCCAUAUAGCUAACUUUACUGCUAGAAAAUCAAAUAUCAUGUCUGUAUUUAUGAGCCUCCACAUUGGGGGAUUUUUAUCUCUGUGAGGGGAAUCUCUAAUGUUGUAUUAUGUAUUUGUGUAAUGCAUGCUGGGUAUUGAAGUGAAAGAACAUUGAUGUCAAACUGACACAGUGCUUCAUGACAGAAUGGUCAACAACAUGACAAAUAACAUAUUAAGUGCUAGUUUUAGGCCUGAAUGCCACUUUCACAGUAUAAUGUGAGACAAGCCCUGUGGUGGCAAUUCAUUUUCUGCUGUGAUCUUACCAGGAUGUUCAAUUCCUGCCAUGCCAAGUCAUGUGAGCGAGUAUUAUGUGACUUACAAAUGAAAAUGGAAAAUAUUGCUUAGUGUACCUUUAAGCCUGUAAAGUGGUAGAGAAAGACAUUCAUGCACUCUAAAAAGUGAUGUGUUAAGUAACAACACGACUAUCUUAAGGUAAAAUGUGUUGUUUAACAUACCUGGUUUAAGAGUGUGGUAUAAUGAGUUUCUCUGUGCCUCACAGGGUCUUUUUAAAUAUGCUAUUCUGUUGAUAUUCUGUUGGAUGUUCCUGCCUUUACAUUAUGACCACGCAUAUAUCGUUUUCCUUAAAACCACUUUGAGGAAUUUGCAAAGCCAUUGUUUAUUACUCCAUCCGUCACAGUACAUUCCUAUGGGUUGCCAAAGCUGUUAUAAAUAAUUUAGCGCAUGCAAUACAUGGAUUUUAGUUCUUCAGAGCCAAAUCUGUGAAUUUUUCCAGUUUUUGCCAACUUUGCUCUGAAAUUCGUGAUUGUGGCUUCAACCAGGUAUUUUGUAUUCAUCUUUAUAACAGUGUGGCUAGUAUGUACCAUAUUGUACAAAAAAAUUUUAAAUGUUGUCUUUGAUGGCCUUGAAAGAUUUUCCAACAUCUAUUGUGUAGCGUUUUUCUUAUAGUUUUCACAAAAGGAUGAACUCCAGUACUAUCUGACAUGUUUGUAGAGUGGCCGAGGCACUCGCUCUGAGUUUCUUCCGCCACUGAAUUUGCUCCUGUUCUUCCUUGUACAUCUUCUGGCUUCUGUGUAUGCACAAGCUUCAUCGUUCAUUUUAUUGUGUGUUCUAAAAGCACCAAAGAGCUAGCCCAGGCCUGCCCCCUUUGCAGAGGAUACUUAUAAUAUGUCUGUAGUGUUGCUAUAGUGUAUGAAACAAGUGCUCAGUUAUGACCCAGUUUGUGGAUAUAUUUUGAUGCCAUGCUCAUGAUAUUUGAAUUGACCUGACCUGACUUAACCAGUGUAGUCACAUUCCACUUCAUUGCCUUUAAAAAAUGAGUUUGUGUUGUUUCAAUACAGCGAUGUAGAAUUUGUUGUUGCUGCACGCUAAUCUAUUUCUAUACAGCCUCUUGCCUAAUGCAUACUUUACUUAUUUGAACUUCUGAUUGCUCUAAUUGUCAGUACAGAAUAGAACAUAUAUCUAAUAUUCAGUAUUCACAACCAAAACAUGCUACUCUGUGAUUUGUCUUUAAAAAAACAGUAUGUCUUAAAAUUAUUUGUGCAACAUCUGUGCAAAGUCUUUUUAUCUGGUUUUUUUUUUUUUUUUUAAAUCUAUAUCAAGCUAGAUGUAAUAGACUUUCUCUGGGAUGAUGCAUUCAUAAGUCUGGAGUUUAUAGUUCAGUCCUUAGACUAGACUCUUUAAUGAUGUAACGCUCCAUGGUGUAUUUUUCUGCUUUACAUCCUUGCACAUUUGUCUCAUUUCAAGGGAAAGUACACAACCAUAGAUCAUAAUGCAGUGUUUUUGUGCACCCCUCUAGGCCUUCUGCCCUUUUUUGAGAUUGCUAAAAUUGAAAUGUAAUAUACCUAUGUCCUUCAAGCCAUGAAAUGUGAUGUUGCUUUGUAAUAAUACUGUUUUUUUAUCUUGUAAAAUAUUCUUUUGUGCAGUGAGUGCUUUGUUGGGGGGAAAUAGGCUGUCAGAUGACAUGCAAAUAAAUAAACAAUCAAAAUUAUGUAUACUC